This is a messenger RNA of Otolemur garnettii (small-eared galago), 698 nucleotides long. It is a transcript of the gene GNG3, whose product is annotated as G protein subunit gamma 3. Gene Ontology annotation, molecular function: G-protein beta-subunit binding. The transcript is spliced from 4 exons. Gene Ontology annotation, cellular component: heterotrimeric G-protein complex. Bases 288 to 515 code for a protein of 75 amino acids. Gene Ontology annotation, biological process: G protein-coupled receptor signaling pathway. The record is from RefSeq and is a predicted model, not a curated record. Lineage: Eukaryota; Metazoa; Chordata; Mammalia; Primates; Galagidae.
CGGCCUGCCAAGACUUGGCCCACCUCCUGGGCCCACAGUAAGGCAGGUACCAGCCAUCCAGGCAGUGCUUGAGCUGCAAAAACUGACACCAGUCCUCAACGGACCUGGACCUCUGGCCCAGCCCUCCCCAGUGGCCUUCUCUAUAGUGGCUGCAUCUGCAUCAGAUACUUUGAGCUGCAACUCCCUGCAGGGUGGAGCACCCAUCUCAGGCAGAAGGUUUUGGUGCCCCCCACUGACCCUACAUCCCAGGGCUGCUGCUGCCGCUGCCUGUCGCCUCAGGCUUCAGGAUGAAAGGGGAGACCCCUGUGAACAGCACUAUGAGUAUUGGGCAAGCACGCAAGAUGGUGGAACAACUUAAGAUUGAAGCCAGCUUGUGCCGGAUAAAGGUGUCCAAGGCAGCAGCAGACCUGAUGACUUACUGUGAUGCCCAUGCCUGUGAGGAUCCCCUCAUCACCCCUGUGCCCACUUCAGAGAACCCCUUCAGGGAGAAGAAGUUCUUCUGUGCUCUUCUUUGAGCUGUCCUGUCCCCCCUCACAGCUCCUCAUCUUUCCCUCUCCUUAAUCCUCUAAGGCACCCUGCAUCCCAUUCCUAACACUUGCCCAACCACGUGAGGUUAUCUGAAGCACAAGGCCCUCCCUCAUCUAUUUGUCGACCGCAUUUUCUCACCCUUUUACACCGGACACCCUUUGCUCCACCCA